UCAGUUUAUUAUAUAUUUUUUAUUAUAUUGUAAAUAGAUAUUAAAAAUGAUAUAAGUAGAUUUAAAGAUAUUGAAAGUAUACAUUAAAAAUACGGUAAGUAAAUAUUAAGGAUAAUGUAAAUAGAUAUUAAGAAUACAGUAAAUAGACAUUAAUCUUUAAUGGGUUGGGCUUGAGAUACGUCUCUUAAAGAGACGAUCACUCAAGAGAUUAGCUAUAUUUUUAAUGUUCAUUGUUUUUGGGUUAUCAGAUCGAUUUAAAAUCGAUUGAUGUGUCUAUGUUAAUUUUUAUAUAAUUAUAAAUUUUUUUUGAAAUCGAAUUAAAAUCUUAUUUUAUUUAUAAAGUCAAAAAAAUAUUAAAUUAUGAAGUCUAGUUUAAAUACCAAAUUUAAUUAAUUACUCCUGUAACAUUAAAAAUUAAAAAGCAACUAAAAACGGCUGCACCUUUUAAUACUACUGCUAUCACAGACCCAUACGCAAACUACUCCUAGGGCCCUAGCACUAGCACAUUGGCAUUUGGCAUCCCCUUGUUCUUAAUUUUGUUCCAGAGACAUGGGUACUAGUUAAGUUGGUAUAUAGUUAGAGUUGGUCUUAAACACGACACGAAAUAACAUAAUUUUAAAAAAUGACUCACUUUAUUUUUUUCAACUAAAAGAAAAAAAAAAUAAUAAAUCAAUUUGAGAUAUGAUCUAGCAUUUUAGCUUUUUAACUUGUGCCAUGUCAAGGCUUGAUUUUGCCUUGACAAAGCAAGAUACAUGACAGACUCAAGCACGACAUGACACUGUCCAUAGCUUGUUAGUCUAUUAGACAUAAUUUACAACCCAUUUCACAAACAAAUAUCAGGGGAGGUUGUCAUAAUUUUUUUGUUGAAUUUUAGCAGUUUGAUUUGAGAAAAACAUUACAAAUUCUCAAAAAUAAAUUUUAACACUUUUGAGGUAGUAUUUUACAAGAACUAGUACUUUAUACUUUUAACUUAAUAUUUCGUUUUACAGUAAACACUUAAAAACUAAAUAAAAUAGCAUAAAAAAUUAAAUACAUGACCUAGAGUCAAAUACUCAAAUGAUAUGGUAACAUAAAAACUUGGACGAGACCAUCACAAGUUAAAACAAAAUGUGGGUCGGCUCAUUUCAGCCCGUGUAACAACAUUUUAAUUUUCUGGUUAUUUAUUAAUUUUAACCUUAAAAGUAUCAAUUUUGAAAAAUUGAUAUAUUUAAGGUCAAAAUUGAUACUUUUAGAUAAAAAUUAAAAAAAGCCCAGAAAAUAAAAAAUAUGCUCAAAUUGAGGGUUUCAUUAUGAGAUUGUCUCGUCCAAGACUAACUAAUAUAAAAAAUCAUAAUUUACUGAUUUAGAUAAUAAAACAUUAAAAUAAAUAAAAAAUAUUAAUUCAUAUAGCCGACGAGCAUAAAUAUAGGAGUAUGAUACAAUUCAUUUAUUCCGGACCCAUAUGAUUUAUGAAUAUGUGAUCGGAAGUAGCUCAUAAAAAUACAACUUCUCUUCCUCAAUUUAUCACCAAAAUUAUAAUUAUAAAUGUAGAAAAAUAAAAGUAUGGGUCCUUCCUUCCUUCCUAGUCUCCUUCUCUGCAAUAAUCUCGAUUAGUUGCCUUACAAACAUACAGACACAUACUGAUAAUUCCAGCUAUCUCUGUUCUGUAAAGUGCACGUACUUGCUUCUUUCAUGCUUCAUAUACGGGGCAUGAUGAUGAUGAUGAUGAUGAAAGUUGAGAAAAGUGGUUUGUGUGUUUUAUUGAAGUUAUGAGGAAAAGAGAUUAAUAUUAGUUGCAUAGGUAGAAAUUGGACUUGGGGAGGGUUUUUUAUGCAUUUUUAGGGGGUUAAGAAAAUGCAAAGGGUUAGGGUAUCUUCUAAGCAUUCACCAGUUCUAAAGCUUGGUGAUUCUCAAUUAUCAUUAUCCCCAAAAUUUAGAGUAGCAGCAAUUAAGUCUCAUUUAGUAGAUCCUUCGUCAGAUUUGGAGUUAGCUAUAAAAGGGCAGCCUCUAAUUCCAGGGCUUCCAGAUGAUGUUGCUUUAAAUUGUCUAUUAAGGCUUCCUGUUCAAAGUCAUGCUUCUUGUAGAGCGGUUUGCAAGCGAUGGCAUCUGUUAUUAGGCAAUAAAGAACGGUUUUUUACUCGAAGGAAGGAGUUAGGGUUAUGUGAUCCUUGGUUAUUUGUGUUUGCCUUCCAUAAAUGUACUGGAAAGAUACAGUGGUUGGUUCUUGACCUUGCUCAUUUCACAUGGCAUACCAUUCCUGCAAUGCCGUGUAGGGAAAAAGUUUGUCCUCAUGGUGUUAGGUGUGUUUCGAUACCGAAAGAAGGUACCCUUUUUGUAUGUGGUGGUAUGGUGUCCGGUGUGGAUUGCCCCCUUGAUGUUGUUUUGAAAUACGAAGUUCAUAAGAAUCGGUGGACUGUGAUGAAUCAGAUGAUAACGGCUCGAUCAUUUUUCGCCAGUGGGGUGAUUGAUGGAAUGAUUUAUGUAGCAGGGGGGAAUAGUGCAGAUCUUUUUGAGCUUGAUGCUGCUGAGGUUUUGGACCCCAUUGAUGGGUGUUGGCAUCCCAUUGCAAACAUGGGAACUAAUAUGGCCUCGUAUGAUGCGGCUGUACUUGACGGAAAGCUUCUUGUGACAGAAGGAUGGUUGUGGCCUUUCUUUGUUUCACCUCGAGGGCAGAUUUAUGAUCCAAGAACUAACAACUGGGAGAACAUGCCAGUUGGAUUAAGGGAAGGAUGGACUGGCUCUAGUGUUGUCGUUUUUGGGUGUUUGUUUAUUGUCUCUGAACACGAGAGAAUGAAGCUUAAGGUCUAUGAUGUGAAUUCCGAUUCAUGGGAACCUGUAGAAGGCCCACCUCUACCUGAACAAAUAUGUAAGCCUUUCUCCGUAAAUUCUUGCAACUCCAAAAUAUAUGUUGUUGGUCGGGAUCUUCAUGUAGCCGUGGGCAAGAUUUUGAAAGUAAAAGAUGAAGAUGGCUCUGAGAAGAAAUUAAGUUUUGCGGUUCGAUGGCAUGUAGAAGAUGCUCCUAUGGCCUUCUCUGAUCUGACGCCCUCAAGUUCUCAGGUUUUGUUUGCAUAGCUUGUUGUUUUCUGUUGUUGGUGUUUUCGAGUUGUCUGUAAUAAUAUGUAAUUGUUGAGUUUGUAGAGUUGUAAUUGCUUCCUUCGGAAGAAUUUGCAUCAUUGUUUUAUCUAUAGAAAGAUGGAAUAUGUGAGUUGACGGGUUGUGUAGUUUAGAAUAAUAUAAAUACUUAAUUAGUCAA
Molecule: messenger RNA, 3232 nt
Organism: Amaranthus tricolor (Joseph's coat)
Lineage: Eukaryota; Viridiplantae; Streptophyta; Magnoliopsida; Caryophyllales; Amaranthaceae
Product: F-box/kelch-repeat protein At1g30090
Exons: 2
Coding region: 1834-3051 (405 amino acids)
Molecular function (GO): protein binding
Source: RefSeq, a predicted model, not a curated record